Choloepus didactylus (southern two-toed sloth) is the source of this 639-nucleotide messenger RNA. It is a transcript of the gene PLAC1, whose product is annotated as placenta enriched 1. The record is from RefSeq and is a predicted model, not a curated record. The transcript has a single exon. The coding region runs from base 1 to 639 and encodes 212 amino acids. Lineage: Eukaryota; Metazoa; Chordata; Mammalia; Pilosa; Megalonychidae.
AUGAAAUUCUUCCAGUUGAUUGGAGGGAUGGUCCUUCUCACCUAUUUGUUUGCAGCCUGUUCUGGACAAAAUCCAGUGACUGUACUGUGCUCCACCGACUGGUUCAUGGUCACGGUACACCCCUUGAUGUUGAACAAUGAUGGGUAUGUGCACUAUCAUGAAUUACACCUGGGCCUGGGUUGCCUCGCCAACUACGUUCGGCCACAUGCCUACCAGUUCACCUACCGUGUUAGUGAAUGUGGCAUCAGGGCCAAGGUCGUCUCUCAGGAUAUGAUCAUCUACAGCACUGAGUUAUAUUACAAUUCAAAGGACACAUCAUCUAAGUACAUGAUCCCCGUGUCGUGUGCUGCCCCCCAACAUUCUCCAUGGCUCACUAUGCCUCACUCAGUGGGUGUAGCCAGAGAAAGUCAGGCCACAGCUCAGAAUGAUGAGGGACCCUAUGAAGUAUUUGAGCUGUCACAGCCACGGUCCAGCCAAAGAAGACCCAACUGUGAUUGUCCACCUUGUGUCUUCAACGAAGAGGAGCAUUCCCAGACCCCAGGUCUCCAAGCAGAGGCUGAGGCAGCCCAGCCACUUUACUUUGCUGAUAAUGCUGAGGAUUGGUCUCUUAGCUCAUGUGAUCUGGUCAGGCCCAUAUGA